Molecule: messenger RNA, 1895 nt
Organism: Andrographis paniculata
Lineage: Eukaryota; Viridiplantae; Streptophyta; Magnoliopsida; Lamiales; Acanthaceae
Exons: 5
Coding region: 90-1628 (512 amino acids)
Biological process (GO): transport
Cellular component (GO): membrane; Golgi apparatus
Source: RefSeq, a predicted model, not a curated record
UGGAAGACAGUCCGGGGUCUCCAUUUCAGCGUCAGAUCUCUCUCAGUCUAGCUGCAGAUCCGAGCUCAACUUGAUUGCACGCGCCGCCGAUGUGUCGAUUGAGCUUCCUGAUUUCUGCUCUGCCGCUGGCGGCGGCGGCUCUGCUGCUUUGGUCUCGAGCGGUUGACGCGUCGGUGCAUGAGUACGCCGGCCAGAAAUUCGUCGGAAAAGGAAAUGCUUUCGUUGUCCACGGUGGAAGCGAGGGGAUUUACUCUUCUGCUCCUGGACUGAAUGAAUCUUCGCCCGGAGAUUCGUUUAUACGGUUCGAUAAGAUUGUCUUCCGGAGACCUGAGAAGCUUUCUAACUUCAGUUCAGGAUCAGUUUAUGCACUUCUGUUUGAGGUUGAUGACAGGGAGACAAUUGGUGGUUCGGCAUAUGGAGGUCAAAGAGCUGUGUGCUGCACGGCAGAUCUGGCAAAGCUCGGAGUCUGCAAGGAAGGGCAGAUCAUUCACCGUCCAUCUGCUGGUAAUCCAGGUUGGCCUCAAGUAUUCGGUGCCUCAUUUGAUAUGGAUACAACAGAGACUUCUCUACAGUCGACAUCUAUACAAAUUACGAAAUCAGGAAUGUAUAACUUAUACUUCAUUCACUGUGAUCCGAAGCUUAAAGAGGUUGUUGUUGAUGGUAAAACUGUCUGGAAAAACCCCACUGGUUACCUGCCUGGUAGAAUGGCGCCACUGAUGAAUUUCUAUGGAUACAUGUCUCUUGCAUUUGUGCUACUUGGAAUUUUCUGGUUUUCGCAGUACGCCAGAUUCUGGAGAGAAGUUCUUCCUCUACAAAACUGUAUCACACUGGUUAUAACAUUGGGAAUGUUUGAGAUGGCGUUGUGGUACUUUGAUUAUGCUGAGUUCAACGAAAGUGGAGUAAGACCAACUGGAACAACUAUCUGGGCCAUUACCUUUGGAACUGUGAAACGUACUGUUUCACGAUUGAUCAUCCUCAUUGUUUCGAUGGGUUAUGGCGUUGUCAGACCUACUUUAGGUGGCCUCACAUCGAAGGUUAUUUUACUUGGAGGGACUUUCUUUGUUGCAUCAGAAUUACUUGAAGUGAUUGAAAAUGUUGGUGCUGUAAGUGAUCUCUCCGGGAAAGCUAUAUUUAUAUUUGUCCUCCCGGUGGCAAUUUUGGAUGCUUUCUUCAUCAUCUGGAUAUUUACGUCCCUAUCUUCGACUUUGAAUAAGCUUCAGGCCAGGAGAAUGACUGCCAAGUUAGAGAUUUACAGAAAGUUCACGAAUGCAUUGGCCACUGCAGUAGUUCUGUCUAUUGGGUGGAUUUUCUACGAGCUUCAUUUCAAGUCACACGAUGUUUACAAUGAGCAAUGGCGCAAUGCUUGGAUUAUUCCUGCCUUCUGGCAAGUGUUGUCUUUCUCGCUCUUGUGUGUCAUAUGCGCUCUUUGGGCGCCGUCACAGAACUCAAUGAGAUAUGCUUACUCUUCCGAGGAUCCUGAAGAAAUUUUUGACAAAGAUGACACUUUAAAACUCAUCAAACCAAUCCCUUUGACCCCUACGGAUGCUGCAACGAGCCCUGACACCAGAUCGGCCAUGAGUGGCAAUGGUUUAACCCAUACCGAUCUUGAAGAAGAAAAGACUGCAUAAGGUCAGAUGUAUUAUAUCUGUGCAACUGUAACAUUAAUUUAUAAGGAUACCGAUCUUGGGAAUACAUGAUUUGUCACCAUUCUGUUAUAGAAAUUACGAGCGGAUGGAAAAGGAGUAUAGCUAAUUAGAUUUGUGGAAUCUGUCGAUCGGGUAGUCCUAGUUUUCUCCUGUCUUGCUUUCUUGCUUGUCACACAUCCAUCACUGCUGUUUACACAUAUUUAUUCAUUGAAUUUCAUAUCUAACUAACAGUUAACAAUAUGAUUUACU